AUGUGGCUAAUGGGCGCAGUGUGCGUGCUAUGCACGUUGCUGCACGCGGUGGACGCACAGUGGAGGUGCCCGGGUCUGUCUGCACGACCAGCGGCGGAGUGCUCCUGCGACCUCCCACACACCCUGCGAUGUGCCGGCGACCAUACUGCUUUACAGGCGAAGAUGAUGAUGGAGACACCACCUCCUCAAGCGAAUCGGAGUCUGAUUAAUAUUCUGUACAUCAUUGGCCGUCACCUCCGAGAGCAAAAAGCUCGAAAUAAGAACACAGCGGUAUCACUCCUGGAUUGUGCCCUUCGAGGAGUGUCAGUGCUAUCCUCUUCAUCAGUAUCAGAACUAGCUGGAGUUGGAUUGCAUGGACUAGUCAUAUCUUCUGGAGACAUAAGGAGGGUACAGCAAGGAGCGUUUAGCACUGUUGCCAGUAGUUUAUUUGCUUUGGGUCUUCCAAACAACCAGCUGUCAGUGGUACCGACUGAAGCAUUGACCAGACUAUGGAACUUAGAUCGCUUAGAUUUGUCGAAUAACAAAAUUCAUACUUUAGACUCUAAUUCGUUUAAGGGUGUUAAGAAUUUGACAUAUUUGGAUCUAAGUGACAACCAGUUGACGGAUAUAUUAGAAGGAGCUUUCGUGCCGCUGGUCAAACUAUCUGUUCUUAGGCUAAGAGGCAAUCUACUGAAAGUAGCGACCCUGGUCACAUUGAAGGAGGCCAACAUGCUAAGGGAUCUAGAUUUGUCCAGUAAUGCGUUAGAAGGACCUUUAGGUCCGUCCACAGUCCCUGCCCUGAGCUGCCUCAAUACACUUCAGUUGUCAGAUAAUACUUUUGCCAGCAUACGACGAGGCGCUCUUUCUGGUCUCACGAACUUAACUCAUUUGAAGUUACACAACAACCAAAUAGAUGUUCUAGAGGACUAUGCGUUCAAACACAUUGCUAACUUGACACACCUGGAUUUGUCCCACAACGAGAUCGUCGCCGUCUCUGGAGCAUCUCUGGCACAGCUAACGAACUUGGUUCACCUGGACCUGUCUCACAAUUUUCUUCGAUCUCUCUCUGCUGAACCACUGAAGUCACUUCGGCGACUGACCGAGUUACUACUCCAUGAUAACGAUAUUUCGAUGAUAGAUGACGAGGCUUUGGCGCUGCACAAGGAUCUCGGCCGGUUCACCAUUGAAGAUAAUCCUCUUAAUUGCGAUUGCCUAAUGGCCGGAUUCGCAAGGUGGUUGAGGGAGGCAAAAAACCUGCCCCAAACAGAUAAAUCUGCUGCCGUGUGUGCCACUCCGCCGCAUUUAGAAGGUGCUUUACUAUCUAGAUUGUCGAAGAACAAACUUUGUGACGACGAACAUGCAGAAAAACAGAAAGACACGAAUUAUGAUUAUAACAAAGUACUAGCGAAUUCCAUAGUUGAUGAUUAUAAGGUUGCCGUUGAGGAUACUGCUGAUGUUUACGUUGAUAAGCAAGAAGGUUUAGAUGAUGAUUUGUAUGAUGAAGAGUUGGAAAUGCCUGCUGAAGAGGAUUUGCCAAUUUCUGAUGCUAAGGUACGCCUAAUAGACGCGUGGCACGAUGACGAAGAAGUCCAUCUAUCCUGGGUAGUGGAACCCCUAUCAGCUAAUCGCUACAGGUGUACUGGAGUGACAGCUUCAAGAGCUGGUGGUCUACCGAAACAUGUGGCCUGCCACAGGGCUACUCCAGCCAAUGUAGUGCUUCGAGGGCUGAAGAUUGAUGCUGUUGACCCUUAUACGUUCUGUAUAGCUUUGGAAGAGAUGGAUAGUUCUGAUAUGCCUCUCUCCUUGGUACUGGGAUGUGGCGCCCCAAUGCAAGUGAGGCAGCGAGCCACAUUCGCUACGGUCGUCCCUAUAGUAGUUACUCGAGCUCCUGAGAGUAAUCCUUUAAGAGUCUCCGAAGUCCGAUCAAACGUAACGAGCGAAGGGGUCCUAACAGUUCUCAUAUCGGUGCUGGGUCUCUCACAAAGACCACAAUACGUUUUACCGCGCUCCCAAAGACUAUCCAACGAUAUUCGACCUAUUAAUAAUUGCUACAUAGUCCUUGCCGUUCUAUCAAGAGGCUCAUUAGUAGCUCAAAAAGAUACUCCAUGCCAAUCUUCUCUAGAAAUAUCUAUGGAAGGCUUUAUCCGAGGACCUUAUGAAGUAUGUGCUGCUAUUUCAAAAUACAAGGUCGAUGAAAGAAGAACCAUUUGUGUGGUCCCACAACUAAUAGAAACACUUGGAUCUUUAGAAAUGAAAGCAGGUUUUAAAAGUCUGAACACAGCGUUAAUAGGCGUGGCUCUUGGUCUGAUGAUAAUAGUGAUUGGGUUAGUCUGGUUUGUAAGAAAGAUGCUGAAGAAACCAGCAGAGUUUGAGCCCCAUAGGUGCUUUAGGCAAGAACCAGUGCAGGAAGAGAAUCCAAGAGCCAGCUAUGUGAUGCUAACAGCAACAUCAAAAGUGUAAAAAGACUCGUCGAAAUAUGUUUUACUAGUCGUGAAAAUUAUCUAUAAUAUAUUUG
Messenger RNA from Spodoptera exigua (beet armyworm), 2494 nucleotides. The record is from the annotation of a GenBank genome assembly. NCBI's taxonomy places the organism in Eukaryota, Metazoa, Arthropoda, Insecta, Lepidoptera, Noctuidae.